This is a messenger RNA of Haliaeetus leucocephalus (bald eagle), 501 nucleotides long. RefSeq names its product notochord homeobox (gene NOTO). Gene Ontology annotation, biological process: neuron differentiation; central nervous system development; regulation of DNA-templated transcription. NCBI's taxonomy places the organism in Eukaryota, Metazoa, Chordata, Aves, Accipitriformes, Accipitridae. Bases 1 to 501 code for a protein of 166 amino acids. The transcript has 4 exons. Gene Ontology annotation, molecular function: DNA binding; DNA-binding transcription factor activity, RNA polymerase II-specific. The record is from RefSeq and is a predicted model, not a curated record.
AUGGGGAAGGAGCGGGUGUUGGUGUGGGUGUCCACAGGAAAGGAGUGGGUGUUGGUGUGGGUGUCCACAGACCAGUCUGCCACCUUCAGUAUCUUCUCCUGGACGCUGGCUGACUACGGGUGCCAAGGGAAGGGUCUGGCAUUGUCUCACUGUGUAGGCGCCAACUCGCUGGGCCCCGCUGGGCCUUGGAGGUCUGGGGGGCCCUGCAAGAUGAAGAGGGUCCGCACAGUCUUCAAACCAGAGCAGCUGGAGCGGCUGGAGCAAGAGUUCCUCAAGCAGCAGUACAUGGUGGGCACAGAGCGAGUAGACCUGGCUGCAACUCUGCAUCUCACAGAGACUCAGGUGAAAGUCUGGUUCCAGAACCGGAGGAUCAAAUGGAGGAAGCAGAGCAUGGAGCAGAAGGCGGCAAAGCUGUCGCAGUUCGGGGUGAUACAGCCUGCCACCGCGGACUCGACGGAUAUCAAGGACCACGAGGAGGACACCGUGGACGUUGAGCUUUGA